AUGUCGGCCGAGCGAGAAUUCCAAAUCGUGCCCAUAGUGCAGGAGGCAGUCGUACACAACUCACGGACAUUACUGAACCUGCAGUCGCUGACGGCGUCGCUGUUCGGCGUCGGCGCGGGGAUCCUCGGGCUCGAGUCGUACAGCGGGUUCCUGUUCUACGUGGUGUGUUCGCUGCUGACGGCGAUGCUGUUCUACGUGGUGCGGGUGGCGCCGACGUCGCUUGCGUCAGACGCAAACGGCGGUGGCGGCGCGUUCGAUACGAGCCGCUACUUCCGCAGCCAAGUCGAGUUCUGGACUGGCGGGCUGAUGAACGGACUGGCGGGCUUCAUCCUGACGUGGACGCUGUUUUACGGGUUGGUGAGGGCGUGA
This is a messenger RNA of Lasiosphaeria miniovina, 369 nucleotides long. RefSeq names its product Rab5-interacting protein family. The transcript is spliced from 2 exons. Gene Ontology annotation, cellular component: endoplasmic reticulum; membrane; EMC complex. The record is from RefSeq and is a predicted model, not a curated record. Bases 1 to 369 code for a protein of 122 amino acids. Lineage: Eukaryota; Fungi; Ascomycota; Sordariomycetes; Sordariales; Lasiosphaeriaceae. Gene Ontology annotation, biological process: protein folding in endoplasmic reticulum; autophagosome assembly.